CAACUGAGAAAACGCACACUCGUUCUCACAGCAGUACGGCGACACUAUGCCUCCCAAAGCAUCAGGAAAGGCUGCCAAGAAAGCUGGCAAGGCACAGAAGGCCAUUGCCAAGGGCGACAAGAAGAAGAAGCGCAGGAGGAAGGAGAGCUACUCCAUCUACAUCUACAAGGUGCUCAAGCAAGUCCACCCAGACACUGGCGUGUCCUCCAAGGCCAUGUCAAUCAUGAACUCGUUCGUGAAUGACAUUUUCGAGCGCAUCGCUGCCGAGGCAUCCCGCCUGGCACACUAUAACAAGCGCUCCACCAUCACCAGCCGGGAAAUCCAGACCGCUGUCCGUCUUCUUCUGCCUGGUGAACUGGCAAAACACGCUGUUUCUGAAGGCACCAAGGCUGUUACCAAGUAUACCUCCUCCAAGUAAACAGGCGGCCAGUAUACUGCUGCCAGUAUAAAAUAAUACCCGGCUCCAUUGGAGCCACACUUGAAAAGGAAAAAAGAUACGAUAUAG
This is a messenger RNA of Scylla paramamosain (green mud crab), 505 nucleotides long. RefSeq names its product histone H2B. Gene Ontology annotation, molecular function: protein heterodimerization activity; DNA binding; structural constituent of chromatin. Bases 47 to 418 code for a protein of 123 amino acids. The record is from RefSeq and is a predicted model, not a curated record. The transcript has a single exon. Gene Ontology annotation, cellular component: nucleosome. Lineage: Eukaryota; Metazoa; Arthropoda; Malacostraca; Decapoda; Portunidae.